GGGCUGCUUUGGCCAGUAGGGGAGCGAGGGAGGAGAUGCCCCGAGUCCUGUGUGGGUGUUGAACUUUGACCGCAUGCACGUGGAGCAUGUAGUUCCUGAGAAGUAGGUCCAGCCUGGCGACCAGAACCCAUUUAGGGCUCAGCCGUGGCUGCUGCCCUGGCCAAAGCAGAACCCACACACCCCAGCGUUCAGUUCUGCUGGGCCUGAUGUUCCCCUGGGUUCACUUAUUUUCAGGGGCUCAUGUAGUCAGGGGCCACUCCACCUUCUGCAGUUCCCAGGGGCAGAAGGAACUUCUGUGUUCAUCCGCCCAGGGCUGAAGGCCUGGGAUGGACCAAGGGUAGCUCUCAUAAGACAAUAUGCUUGAAGCCUGGGGCAGCCACCCACAUCCAGUACGGACUGGGCUUCUGCCCCCAGGGCUGAUGGGUCACCUGGUGAGCUUGUUGGUCCACAGAAGAGCUAUGACUAGUAACUUAUUUAGUCACUGUCUUCAUGUGCCUUACCCAGAGGAAGUACUUUUGCAACUCUUUUGCAGAGAAACAGGCUUUGAAGGCUGGGCGCCUGGACUGGUUGUACCCCUGUUAAGCUGUGUAGCUGGGAUUUGAACCCUGGGUCUUUCUGAAUCUAAUAAGUCCCUGAAUCUUGCUCUAGCCAUUUGGGGGCAUCAUCUAGGCUGGUGGCUGAGCUCCCCCAGGAUCUGCCUAGGUAUGCUCCCACUUCAGACUGGGCCACAGGCCUGUGUGGGGCCUAUGCAGCCCCUUCUGCUGGUGCCGGAUGCUGUCCGACCGGUAGACCUCAUUCCCUUUCUCCUGCUUCCUGGCUCAGUGUUCUUUGCAACAGCCCUUUUUGCCUCCCGCCCUGCCUUGGCUUUCUCAUCUCUGAGCAGGGCAGCAUUCUGACCCGUGUCAGGAGGCGGGAUGAGCACCCCGCCAUCGCACAUCAAUGGAGGCAAGCCAGUGCCCCGCUCUGUCCUCCCCAGGUGCUCAGAGCAGGGCCCAAGGCGACUCGGGUUCCAGCGAGGAUGAGGCAGCCAGCGAGGCCCGCAGCACCGCCAGCGAUUGCCCCAGCGUUCUUAGCACCACGGCAGAGGACAGCUUCGGGGGUGAUGCCAUGGAUGAGCAGAGCCAGCAGGAGGACCUUGAGGAGAAGUUGAAGGAGUAUGUGGACUGCCUCACAGAUAAGAGUGCCAAGACCCGGCAAGGUGCUCUUGAGAACUUGCGCCUGGCCCUGGCGUCCCGCCUACUCCCUGACUUCCUGCUGGAGCGCAGCCUUACACUGGCCGAUGCCUUGGAAAAAUGCCUCAAGAAAGGGAAGGGCGAGGAACAGGCCCUGGCAGCUGCAGUGCUAGGCCCACUCUGCGUGCAGCUGGGUCCUGGAGCCAAGAGUGAGGAGCUCUUCCACAGCCUGCAGCCCCUCCUGGUCUCUGUGCUCAGUGAUGGCACAGCUAGCCCUUCGGCCCGGCUCCACUGCGCUUCUGCUCUCGGCUUGGGCUGCUACGUGGCUGCCGCUGAUGUCCAGGACCUGGUCUCUUGCCUCACCUGCUUGGAAGGUGUUUUUAGCCGGUCCUGUGGUGUGGGUGGCUCCAUAGCCCCUGCCAGCCUGCAUGGCCUGUUCUGUGCUACUCUGCAAGCCUGGGCAUUGCUGCUCACCAUCUGCCCCAGCACCCACAUCAGCCACAUCCUCAACAGGCAGCUGCCCCGGCUACUCCAACUCUUGUCCAGUGAAACUGUGAACCUGCGGAUUGCUGCUGGCGAGACCAUCGCACUGCUUUUUGAGCUCGCCAGGGACCUUGAGGAGGACCUGAUUUACGAGGACAUGGACGCCCUCUGCGACGCUCUGCGCACUCUGGCCACUGACAGCAACAAGUACCGUGCCAAAGCUGACCGCCGGCGGCAGCGCUCCAUUUUCCGAGCCGUGCUGCAUUUUGUCGAGGGUGGCGAGUGUGAGGAAGAGACAAUCCGCUUUGGCCUUGAGGUGCUCUACGUGGACAGCUGGGCUCGGCGCCGAAUCUACGCUGCCUUCAAGGAUGUGCUGGGGUCGGGCAUGCACCACCACCUUCAGAACAACGAGCUGCUCCGUGACAUCUUCGGCUUGGGCCCCGUGCUGGUGCUGGAUGCCACCGCCCUGAAGGCCUGCAAGAUCUCACGAUUUGAGAAGCACCUGUACAACGCCGCUGCCUUCAAAGCUCGGACCAAGGCGCGCAGCCGCGUGCGGGAUAAGCGGGCAGACAUCCUCUGAGGCAGCACCACCCGAAGAGGCUGUCCACACCCUUGCCCAUAUUUUUAACAGAAGACAGCGCAACAGCUGGUCCCUGCCAGAAAUUGUUGCUUUAUUUUUUUAAUGACUAAACCAAAAACAGGCAUUGGGGUGGGGGGCUGGAGGCCAGGCCACUUGGGAUUCUGGCUCUUUGCCCCUGUGCUCUGCCUCACGGCCUUUUCCUACCCUGUCUCAGGUCAGGCCAGAUGUGUACCUGUCUGGAGCUGUGGGGCAGUAGGGGGGCUGUCCCUUCCUUUCUUUCCUUUCUCAGGCCUUGUUCCCCUGGAUGAACCAUUUCCUUGAGGAGGGUGGGGAUGCCAUCUGGACAAAUGUCACCACAAGUGGGGAGGGGAGGCUACCUGGAAUGGAUUUGUGUGCUGAUUUUUAAAGACUACUAGAGAUAAUUAAACUGAAUGCUCAGCCUUC
This is a messenger RNA of Miniopterus natalensis, 2679 nucleotides long. NCBI's taxonomy places the organism in Eukaryota, Metazoa, Chordata, Mammalia, Chiroptera, Miniopteridae. The record is from RefSeq and is a predicted model, not a curated record.